AUUUAGAUGUUUUAUAUGUUGAACAAGUGCCAUUUGAACCAAGACGAAAGAGACAGUGAUCAAAAGCAUUUAUACGUUUUCGGUCCGGAAACGUCUUUUUCAAGAACUCAGGCACGUAUUAAAAUUGAUUUUUACAGAGGAAAUCUAGCUUCUCUUAUAAAAAGCCAUGUUCUUCACCACCUCCACUAUUCAAGGUCAGGGAUCGUCUUCUUUCUUGGAUCAGAAUCUUCGUCAAAGGUUUACAUGGCGCUGCUUCCAGUUCAUCAUGAUUUUCCUUGCAAAGAGCAUAUUUUCCCGAACGAAACUUCGUCUCGGCAAUGCAAAGGGGAAAUAUCAUUUGAUGCAAACGGUUCAAGGCGUUUCUCACCUAUCAGGAUCUCCUCAUACAAGACUAGUUGUGCCUUUGACAUGUUAAUGAGGGCUGGAAUUACCAGCACAAGUGUUAUGCAACAUGGAAUGAUGAAUGAAGCAACAGUGCUGAAUUGGGAUUGUAGGUUGAAGAGUCAAACAAAGUCAACUCCAUAUCGGCUUUCGACAAGAGGGAAAUAUUGUCUGGUUAGGGCAUCAUUGGAGCCCAAUACUACGGAACAGCAACUUAGACUGUUGGAUUCUUACUUUGGGAAACUCCAAGGUGAUGGCAGUAAGCUUUCUUCUAGAGAUGUUAACACUGAAACGGAUCAGAAAGUUGAAAUCGAUGCGGAGGAAGAAGAACUGGAAUCUUUGAAUGCAUAUCUUGGCAAACUCUGUAAAGAUACAAGUAUGGAAGGGCUUGUAUCAAAAGGCAGUUCAGGAGCAAACCCAUUAAGCAAAUUGAGUUAUAUCAACUCUCAGAACGUUCCAUUUGGGCAGCUCAAUGACGAUCUAUACGACGAUACAUCCAAUUUCUAUUUAGUAAGCUUAUUAGCAUCCAUAAACGUUGGGGUGUGUCUGUUCGAAGUGGCAAGUCCAGUGAGGAACAACGAGAUGGGGCUCUUGUCGAUUCCUCUGUUAUAUGGAUCAAAGAUAAAUGAUCUAAUAAUGGCUGGCGAAUGGUGGAGACUUGUCACGCCCAUGUUUCUGCACUCUGGGAUUCUUCAUGUAGCGCUUAGCUCAUGGGCUCUUCUCACCUUCGGACCAAAAGUCUGCCGUUUUUAUGGCCCGUUCACGUUCUUCCUCAUCUUCAUACUCGGAGGAAUCUCUGGAAACUUCAUCAGUUUUCUUCACACUCCAUACCCUACGGUCGGAGGAACAGGACCAGCUUUCGCCAUUAUAGGAGCUUGGCUCGUGCAUCAAACGCAGAACAAGGACACGAUCAAAGAGGAUGAACUCGAAGACUUGUAUCAGAAGGCGAUAGUGAUGACAGGGCUUGGCCUCAUUUUAAGCCAUUUCGGCCCCAUAGACGACUGGACGAAUCUAGGAGCAAUUCUAUCCGGGAUCGGGUACGGCUUCUUCACCUGUCCCGUACCCGAACUCGACGAAUCGUCUUCGAGGAACGGGCGAGAAGAAGGCGUUGCGGUGAUGAGGCGAAGCGCGGGACCGUGUAAAUCUUUGUUCGUGUUCGCGGUCUUUCUGGCGGUCAUUGUGAGCUCUCUAGUACUGUUCGUCGACGGGCCCUUCGAUAUCCCGACAUUUGAUGACAUCGUUUACUCUCUUGUUUAGUUUUUUUUUUGGUUAUAUGGUUAUGUCUAGAAGAGCUUGUGGGCCUCUAAACACACAUGGUUUUGUGUUACAGUGGAAGCCAAGUAAGAAAACCGGAAGAAAAUGGGUUACUUAUUCUAACCCAAAUAUAGAAACAAAAAUCUAAACUUUUUUGUGCUA
Messenger RNA from Tarenaya hassleriana, 1797 nucleotides. Its product is annotated as RHOMBOID-like protein 9, chloroplastic. The record is from RefSeq and is a predicted model, not a curated record. Gene Ontology annotation, molecular function: serine-type endopeptidase activity. Lineage: Eukaryota; Viridiplantae; Streptophyta; Magnoliopsida; Brassicales; Cleomaceae. Bases 7 to 1638 code for a protein of 543 amino acids. Gene Ontology annotation, cellular component: membrane. The transcript has 7 exons.